Messenger RNA from Solea senegalensis (Senegalese sole), 6350 nucleotides. It is a transcript of the gene lrch4, whose product is annotated as leucine-rich repeats and calponin homology (CH) domain containing 4. NCBI's taxonomy places the organism in Eukaryota, Metazoa, Chordata, Actinopteri, Pleuronectiformes, Soleidae. Gene Ontology annotation, molecular function: protein binding. The record is from RefSeq and is a predicted model, not a curated record. The transcript is spliced from 18 exons. Bases 254 to 2425 code for a protein of 723 amino acids.
AGCUAGAAGCGCUCGCGUUCUCUGGUGGAAGCGACAGCUCCCGUUGUGUGGAGGAAGCAGUCACAACCCACGUUUCGACACGUUCACUGAUUUAUUUAUUUUUCUCCUCGUCUUCCUGGGAUUAAAGCGUGUACUUUUGCUGAAGUUUAGCGGCGCGGGGGCUCGCCGUCUGGAGUGUAUGCAGAUCUACGGGCAAUGAACGCAGCGCGGACGCCUCAAACAAAGUAGUCGAAGAGGCAGACCUGUGCGUUUGAUGGCUGCUGGGGAUGGAGCCCAGCUGCCGGCCACUGUAGCGGCCAGCCGGAGCGUAGAGAAGGCGCUGGAGGAGGCUGCCGCCAGCGGGGCUCUCAACUUGUCCAACCGCAAACUCAAGGAGUUUCCCCGCAGCGCCAGGAACUACGACCUGUCCGACAUUACACAUGCAGAUCUGUCUAAGAAUCGCCUUUGUGAGCUGCCGGAGGAUCUUUGUCAGUUCAUCUCUCUGGAGACACUGAGCCUUUACCACAAUGGGAUGCGUUCACUGUCGUCCAGCUUGGGCAACCUCCAGGCCCUGACCUACCUCAACCUAAGUCGUAAUCUUCUGUCAAGUUUACCCCCGUCAGUGUUUCAGCUUCCUCUCCUGCGAGUUCUCAUCGUCAGCAACAACAAGCUGUCUUCGCUGCCCGCCUCCAUAUACUCCCUCACACACCUCCGACAGCUGGACGUGAGCUGCAACGAGCUGCAGUGUUUGCCUGCAGAGCUCGGUCAGCUCGAGUGUCUGAGGGACUUGAACCUGAGGAGGAACCAGCUCACCGCUCUGCCUGAAGAAAUAUCCGAGCUCCCCCUCGUCCGGCUCGAUGUGUCCUGCAACCGCAUCUCUCACGUGCCCCUGUGCUACCGCCACCUGCGGCACCUCCAGAACAUCCUGCUGGACAACAACCCGCUGCAAAUGCCCCCGGCGCAGAUCUGCUCCAAGGGCAAAUACCACAUCUUCAAGUACCUCAACAUGGAGGCGUGCAAGAGGAGUCAGGAGGAGCUGGAGCGACACCUGAGACCCACGGGAUUUAACAGCUGUUUGUCAGACCAGGAGCUGUUCACGGGUCAGUUUGGAGGACUGGACUCUGGAUUCAACAGUGUCGACAGCGGCAGCAAAAGAUGGUCUGGGAACGAGUCAGCAGACGACUUCUCGGAGCGUUCCCUCCGCAUGGCCGAGGUCAGCAGAGACCAGAGGAACCUGGAGGAGGAGGAAGAGGAGGACGCAUCUCCGCUGCAAGCGGGUAAAGUGAACGGAGAGGCUGAGCAGGUGGACUUCAUUGACAGCAGUGUGAUGGAGGAAGAGGAGGAGGAGAUCAGGAUGGAUCCACCCACACCUCCUCUGGCUCAGAAGGAGAGAUCGUCUACGUCCCAAACGCAAGACUCAACAACCUGCAGGUCCAGCCUGCAUGUGGAGAUGGUCCCACCAUCUUCGACGCCCUCAUCUCCUCUGUCCCCCUCCAGUCCCACGCUGGAGGAGCGGCGGAGGCCGGGAACCCUGCAGAUCUGGCAGGAGAGGGAGCGUCUGCAGCAGCAGCAGAGAGAGAAGGCCAGUUUGCUGAAGUCAUCAACCAAAACAGGAAGUCACAUGUCCGCGGCACCACAGACAGGAAGUAGCUCGGCUGGUGCAUCUCCAGAGAACAGCAGCUCCAACUCCAGCCUGAGGCAGAGAUGUGCAAGCGCAGACCAGAUGAGCACAGUGUGUCCUUCAGUGCUUCUUCAACGCUCCAGCAGUAGAACAGACGUCCCGUCCUCUCCCAAGACGUCCCCUCCACCUGGUCAGGCCCAGAAACCCAACAGCUUCCUGUUCCGCACGUCGUCGCGCAGCAGCGUCAAACCCACAGGCACCAUUUUUACUCUGGGUGAGUCCGGCAGGUGUGACUCUCGCACGACGCUGCGCUCUCCGAAAGAGGAGAGGCCAGACAUCACACAACUACGCAAGACGCUGGAGUCCCGGCUGAAGAUCACUCUACCCGAGGAGCUGGGCGAGGCUUUGUCCAACGGCACCGUCCUCUGUCAGCUGGUGAAUCAGAUCCGGCCGCGCUCCGUAUCAAUCAUCCACAUUCCCUCUCCGGCAGUGCCAAAACUGAGUUCAGCAAAGUGUCGACUCAACGUGGAAAACUUCAUCGCCGCUUGUCGCAAGCUGGGCGUCCCUGAGAUGGACAUGUGUGUGUGCUCUGAUGUGCUUCUGUGUAAGCUGCCCGCUGUGCUGCGCUGUGUGACGGCCCUGUCGGCCGCCGCCUCCACCGCCGCGGUGGGUGAGAUGGCGGAGGACGGCGGCUCCGUUCGCCGCCCCUCACCUUCAUCGUCCUCCUCUUCGCCCUCGUCCUCGCUGCUGUCCUCAGAUUUCCUGUUCUUCUACUGUGCGGCCAUGGCCCUGCUCUACGUCCUCUACUGCUACCUGCUCACCUAGAGGACAAACACACUCACUCACACAUGGAAACUUAUACUCACAAUACUCUGGUGUGUGUGUGUGCAAACUUUGAGCACAUGUCUAAUAUUUAAAUAAGACUUAAGAGUGAGUCUUAUGUCUCUGUUGGUUUGUCGCUGUGUCUCAAUCCAGAGGCCGCCUCCGAAAUACAACUCUCUGCUCUACGUAGAAGUUUGCCCUCCUGUCGACCUCCGUUGCCCAGCUACAGAGCUGCAGCUUGUACGAAGCACGUUUCGCUCAAAAUAAAUAAAAAGUGGACGUUGUCUUCCGGCUUGAAGGGGAAGUCCAACAAGAAAUAGCCACCAGGGGGCAGUGCAGUUGGGGAAAAUGACCCUGCUUUUCACUUAAAGUCAUAUAAUUAAACACUUUCCUGAGUUAAUGGUGUCAAUCGCUAGUUUCAGGUCUUCUUCAAUAGCACGAGAUGUUAAUUUUUUCUAAGUUAUGUUUAUGUUUAAGAGGAAAAUAGCACAUGUGAAUGAAUGAUUGACAGCUAGUAUCGUCCAAUAGGAGCCAGGUUACAUCCCCUUCAUGUUUACAGUCAGUGGUUUUAAGACCAUUUAUUUGUGUUUUCAAACGUGUCUUGUUCGAUGUUCAGUUGAUUUGGAGACUUUUUUUUGUCGGUCGCCAUUUUCUCACUUUCAAAAACAUUUGCUUGCCUCCUGCAGUGAAUCCAGAAUGUUACAGAUUUGACAAAAAGUCAAAUUUUAAGGCUUGAAAGGUCGCCUUUGACAUCGACUUUCAAAUGCAACUUCAGACGGAGGCGGAGCUUGAUUUGAGACACGGCUUGUGCCGUACUCCAUAUAUAUAUAUAUAUAUAUAUAUGUAUAUGUGAAGAGCCAUAUAGAGCACGCAGCCAAGCACCUUUAACAGUGAACACUAUACACAACACUUUGCGUAGAAAACACUAGAGUGAUGAGAGCAGGUGAACAGUGAAGAUGCCUUAGCCUAGUUUAGCCUUUCGCUCAGUCGAGGCAGAAACAAUCUCUCUGGUUGGGGCAUGAGUGGGCGGAGCUAAGGAAACACACCCUCAUUUGGAAAACCUCUUUACACUUGUGUGUCUCAGCAGAUUUACUGCAAAAUUUAAGCAAUGGAAGAAGGAUCUGGGACAAAUGUCUUCCUAGAGGACUUGUACAAGAGAAUAAGAGAAAAUGACAUGUAGGGCUGCAACCAACUAUUUAUUUUAUCAUCCUUAUUAAUUUCUUUGUUGAUUGGUCCAUAAAAUGUAUUUCCCGAAUCUCAAAAAUGACGUCCCAAAAAGUCUUGUCCAGGAGGAAGUAGGAAACGCAAACGUAGUCUCAGGCGAGACAUUGUUAGUCGAUAACAACGCGCUACUGAGGAGCGACAUGUCUGUGGUUAAAAAAUGAACCAGUGUUUGUGUACGCAAAACAGAUGCGACAAAAGUGUUUACGGUCAAAGUAGUAUUCCAAACUCGAGGUACGUGAGGUUGCACCAAGUUCAGGGGUGUUCUACAAAUGAAACGCACCAAUAUUUACGUUUAAAUGUCACUAUUUACACACGCUGUCGUAAAACACCAUAGAAGAAGAGAGGUCCAGUGUGUAGUAAAUAGUGACAUCUAAUGGUGAAGUUGCAGAUUGCAACAAACGCAGAACUCACUAUGGUGUCGUCAGUUAGUUUGCAUGUAGAUAUGGAUGUAUAAGAGUUGGUCGUUUAUGUUUAAAGAUCCAUACUUCUGCUUGUUUGUCUGCUCGGGCUGCCGUAGAAGCACAAGAUGGCGGACGUCCGGAAAGCAUGACCCUCAUAAAAAGAACAUGGAAACAGUUCACGCCCAUUUACGCUCCAUUUUCCGUCCCAAACGUUGUCUCCAUCACUACCUCCGUGCAUCUCUUGCAGUGGUAUGGAUGCAUCCUCUAGAGGGCAGUGCCGAGUACAAAGUUCAUCAUGCAUCAAAGAAACUGUUAAAAAGGGGGUUCUUUCUAUUGUGCUUGAAUGAAACACAAGUGGAUUUUUUGACUGAUUGGACAAUUGACUCUAUACUGCCCCCACAGUUUCCUAUGGUAUUGAUAUCGUAAGAUCGAAGUGAUGAUGUGUUAUCUUCCAUUUCUGACAAUAAAUCCUCCCAAAUGUUACCAACUGGACCUUUUAAAGAAUCUGAAACCACAGAACUUUGUUCUCUUGAAAGAAAGUUCUUUUCCCCUUCUUCCCGAAACAGUUGGUGAUUCAUUUCUUGGUUGUUUGUUAAUCGAUUAAUUGUUGCAGCCCUUGUAAACAUGCAGUUUGUUAGAGAAACGCGGCUUUGACUCUCGGAGCAGAUUCAAUCAGAUUACACGUACCAGAGUAAUGGUCGGGCGCCGGGUUUGUGGCAGCGUCAUUAAACAAACACAAAACACUCGAAUCAGUGUUUGGAGCAGAAUUAACAAACAGUGAUUGAUCUGACAUCCUGUCUUAACCUUGUUUUUCUGCUGUGUAGACGAACCACAUGCACCGAGUCUUCCUUUAGCUCCACCCACUACGCUACAAACAAACCAGUGAGCUCCCUUUGUGCCUCCAGAGCUUCUCUCUGAGAGGUCGUGUUCCAGCUGAGUGAGAAGCAGGUGACCUCGCCUGAGACUGAAUGUGAUGAUGGAGUUAUGAUAUGGAUCCUGGUCGUUUAAAGAUCUUAUUUGUCACACACUCACGGUGAGAUAAAUGACACGGUGCCUCUUUAUUGAACGGGACUGACCACUUUAUAUGGAUGCUGUUGUGUCCCUCUGUCUGCAAUUUUUAAUGUGAGCAACAGGGGGCAGUGUCGCUUCAUAAAAAAAACAAAACCCACCACCCACACUGUGUCCAAAGUAGACGGUACAAACCCUUCUAAUGUGUGUGUGCAUGCAUGAAUGUGUGAGUGUGAGUCAUGUUUGUAUAAAUGUAAACAGGUUAUUAAAUUAUUGCUUUUUUUAAUUAUUUUUUUUUUUGUCUGUUUCCGGGUUAGAGUUAUCUCUUAAAAGCGUCAAUAAACCAACGAUUUCACACAAGCACUCGUAGAUCAAUUAGAAGUAAUCAAUAUUCAAUUAUUCAGGGUUAAAAAAAAACAUCAGUCCUUUGAGAGUUUUGGAUUGGUAAAUGGCUGAUUCCCUUCGGCAAACGCGCCGUGUCUGGUUUGUCCGGUCACGGCAGGUCAAUGUAGUGCAAUUAAAAACAGAUUAUAAUCCUGCUCAGUUCAGCGAAUUGUUAAGCGUAUAAAUGAAAUGAAAAGCAAUAAAUUGAAACAUCUAAAUGCAGAAAUAUUCAAAAUAGUAGUUUUCUGCAUCAGUGGUUAACAAAUGAUAUUAAUAAACACUGUACUUGUAUUAAUCCCCGAGCGUGAAGCUGAAAUGUCUUAAAAUAUGGAGUCCCAGAGCAAAUUACAACUUAAAUAACGUUCCUUUUUUAUGAAAAUGGGGGCAUAACAUCAAUAAUUACAACAACACACAUAUGAUUUACAGCAAUGCUGGAUUCUGAUGAGAAUUGGCAGCGUUCAGUCGUUAUUUAUUUCACAUUUAAGCUUAUGAAAAAAGAAAUAUACUUUUCUAACUUGAUUUACAUCGGUCUUUUUUAUCCACCGUCCAGUUCACGUCUCUGCUGUCGCGCGCUCAGAAUGUCCACUGUAAAAACCUCCCGUCCCAUGUUUGAGUCUUUUUUUAUUAGUCUGCUGUUUGAGAUGAAAUUUAUACUGUUUCAAGUCAAAUGUAUAUUUUAUAAACUGUCAAAGCAGCACACAGUAAAUCCAUUCACUGGCUUAGACCAAGCUAUAUAUCUUGAAUAUGUAAGCGGAACAGAAAUACUGUUGUGUUUUAUAUUUAUAUGAUACUCUUGUAUAAAUAAGAAUCCAGUUGUUUUUUUUGAGUUUAUAUAAAUAUAUAUAUAUGUAAAGUUUUUUUUCCUUCUUCUUCCUGCUGUAAAGAAUUUAUUAAAACUGCAAUUUUGACCA